Molecule: messenger RNA, 8019 nt
Organism: Manduca sexta (tobacco hornworm)
Lineage: Eukaryota; Metazoa; Arthropoda; Insecta; Lepidoptera; Sphingidae
Gene: dsh
Product: segment polarity protein dishevelled
Exons: 6
Coding region: 87-1991 (634 amino acids)
Biological process (GO): canonical Wnt signaling pathway; intracellular signal transduction
Cellular component (GO): cytosol
Molecular function (GO): frizzled binding
Source: RefSeq, a predicted model, not a curated record
ACUAUACGUAAUCGCCAUUUUUGUGAUGGCGGCCGAUAUUUAUAGAUCGUAGGGAGUGUUGUUUUUCAAUAAAUAAAUGCAUUAAAAUGGAGGAAACUAAAGUUAUUUACUAUAUAGACGAUGAGGAGACGCCGUAUUUGGUCAAAAUACCGAUAUCGCCGGAGAAAGUGACGCUAUUAGACUUUAAAAAUCAGUUGAACAGGCCCAACUACAAAUUUUUCUUCAAGUCGAUGGACGAUGAUUUUGGUGUAGUGAAAGAAGAAAUUGUGGACGACAAUGCGCAUUUGCCGUGUUUUAAUGGUCGUGUGGUGUCGUGGCUGGUGUCCGCCGAGGGAUCAAACCCUUCGGACGGUGCUUCUCAAUGCACGGACAGCAACGCAGGUAAAACGAAACAAAACACACACGGGGCUCCGUCGGCGCCCCUCACGAGGGACACAUGCACCGACACAGACAGCACGAUAAGCUCCCGGCCCGGCCACAGGGCGUCCUGCGACAAGUACAAGUACAGAGGGCUCAGGAUCAACGGGCACUCAAAAUACGGCAACCAUGGGUUGGAGUACGAGACGGCCUCAGUGCUGAGCUCGGACCUGGACUCGACGAGCCUGUUCGACAGCCAGUCAGAGAUCACCACCACGACGGGCCGGCACACCAACGCGUCAGUGGACCGAGCGCUCACCGAGUGUAGUAGCGUGUCGCACCUGCAGGUCAGCUCGCGCAAGAGACCUCAGCGCAGGCGGAAGCGGCCGCAAGUCAUGUCGCGAACCUCUUCCUACUCCUCGAUAACAGACUCCACGAUGUCCAUGCACAUAAUUACAGUCACUCUGAACAUGGAUACUGUGAAUUUCCUGGGCAUAUCUAUAGUCGGUCAGUCCAACAAGGGUGGAGAUGGUGGUAUUUAUGUUGGCAGCAUCAUGAAGGGUGGAGCGGUGGCUUUGGAUGGAAGGAUAGAACCUGGAGACAUGAUUUUGCAGGUGAACGACGUGAACUUCGAAGACAUGACGAACGACGAGGCGGUGCGCGUGCUACGCGAGGUGGUGCAGAAACCGGGCCCGAUCAAGCUGGUGGUGGCCAAGUGCUGGGACCCGAACCCCAAGGGGUACUUCACGAUCCCGCGCACGGAGCCGGUGCGGCCGAUCGACCCCGGCGCGUGGGUGGCGCACACGGCGGCGCUGCGCGAGGCCUACCCGCCGCCGCCGCCCUCACUGUCCGCGCUGCCCGUGUCGGCCGCCUCCGACCGCGACGUCGCCGACGCACAGCUGUCCGUCAACAUGGACAUGGCGCUGGUGGUGCGGCACAUGCUGCGCCCCGACUCGGGGCUGGAGAUUCGCGACCGCAUGUGGCUCAAGAUCACCAUCCCUAACGCGUUCAUCGGUGCUGAUGUGGUGGAUUGGGUGUUGGCGCACGUGGCAGGGAUAGCGGACCGGCGUGAUGCCAGGAAGUACGCGUCGCAUAUGCUCAAGGCGGGGUUCAUCCGGCACACGGUGAACAAGAUAACGUUCUCGGAGCAGUGCUACUACGUGGCGGGCGGCGUGUGCGGCGCGGCGGGGCUGGGCGCGGGCGGGGCGGGGGUGGUGGGGGCGGUGGCGGGCGAGCUGGCCGCGCUGCGCCUGCGCGCGCCCGACACCGACUCGCUCGCCAGCGACGGACUCAAGCCGCUGCCCAACCCCAAUCUGAUGGGUCCGGGGUACAUGCCGUACGCGGGCUCAUACGGGUACCAGCCGAUACCGUUCAAGUACUCGUGCGCCAACAGCGAACACACCAUCUACGGCUACAACCGCGAGGAGUCGGGCGUGUCGGGCAGCGGCGGGUCGAGCGGCGGGUCGGAGCGGGCGCGCGGCGAGCGGGCGGAGCGAGCGGAGCGCGGCGAGCGAGCGGAGCGAGCGGAGCGCGGCGAGCGGCCCGAGCGCUCCGAGCGGCGCUCCAGCUCGUCCGCGUCGGGCUCCGAGCCGCUGCACGACCCGCCCGCCGACCGACCCGUGCUCUUCCUCUAACGGACCCACCUGUAAGUCGCGCGGGCGGGAGGCGGGGCGUGAGGACGUAUGGUGCAGGAGGGAGGGGAGCGGGGAGCGAGGAGCGCCAGUUCGCGCGAACACAAUGUUUAUUUAUAAAUACGUAGCGACGUGACGUUUGACGGUUAACUUAUAGUGCAGUCAUUUGUAACAUUUUAUUUUCACGUUAUUAUUUACUCUGGCUACGUUUCGACACCGCGAUGCGUGUGUUGGCUCAAAGGACCAGGUUCCAGAACUGUAAAAAAAAAUAUUUUGCAUUAAAAUUAUUUUGACGUCUGAAUAUUGCACAAAUCUUCCAAUUUAAUGUAGUGUAAUACAGGUGGUUCAAAAAUUUAUGUUUUAGUGUUCAUAAUGUAAGCAAGCAUUUUUUUAAUUUUUUACUAUAAUAUUUCGGUUAAUUACACGCACAAAUUUGAAUUUUAUAAUCAACAUAUUAUGGUACGGAUCAAGUUGUCUGUAAACCAAAACCACAUGGGGGUAUCUCCUUAGAUCGAGAAGUAUUUUUAUUACUGAAAAAUAGUGCAUAUAAGUUCUCGAAAUGUUGGCUACCUAUCUCAAAUUUAAUCAAAAAGAUUAAGGAGUCAACAUACGAUCCUAACUACCUACGGAUCGCCACCAAAAAUGGAUCAAUCAUAAUAAAGUUUAUGAUGAUGGAUCAUUAUGAUUCGUUAAUUACCAAUGAUUCGAAGUUACUUCCUAAGAUAGUUUAUUUAUAAUGAAUAAACGAUCUCAAUUUUAAUCUUCCAUUCGAUCCCAGAAUAGGCCAAUCAAAAUGACUCAUCCGUAAGCAUGUCAUAAAAUACUGUGUUCUGAUUGGUCCAUUUAUUGGAAUCGAUUAUUGAAGAGCACCGUUAAUGGAUUUUUGACUGCCUCGGCGGCGUAGUUAUACGGUACGACUGCAGUGCUAAGGUCCAGGGUUCGAUCCUCGGACUGGGCAGUAUUUUGAGUUUUUCUACAGUAUCAGCCUGGAGUCUGGAAUUUGUGCCUAAUUUGGCUCACCCCCUAUCACAUGAAACACACAUAGCGGAAAGUAGGUGCGCCAGUUGCACCUCUGCCUACCCCUGUGGGUGUGUUGUUGAGCGUUGCGCCAUCGAGGUGUGGAGACGUGGCCCGCGGUACGGAGUAAUACAGGACGAUGUACAUAGCGCCUAGUGUAAUGUUUUGUAUACUUCCUAUGUGUAACCCAGCGCCGACGCGACUCGGGACUCGAACCUGUCUACUUGAGAUCUUUUCCCAAGAUGGCCGUGUUAUCUAUAUAAGUAUUACAAAGAGAAAAAUAAUGUGAGUUUGUAUGUAGGUUGGUAGGAGCUAAUCUCUGGAUCUACUGAACCGACUUUGAAAAUUCUUUCAAUAAUUGAAAGGUACAUUACUUGUGGGUGCUACUUUUUAUCCCGGAAAAACUUUUUCACACGCACAGAGUUGCGGGCAGAAGCUUUCGUAUAAAAACUGAUAGUACCAGAUGAUGAUCUCACUGUCAAUAUUUGUGACACUAUAAAUGUCACAAAUAUUGAUUGAACGCACAAAAUACUCAAGCCAAGUGUAAAAAUCACAAUCUAUAAUCACAAGCAUAGGAGUUGUUGGUGUCGGAGGCUGUUUUUGUUCCAGACAUAAAUUAGUACUGUAUUUUUGUGUUUUUUUUUUGGCCAUGGAGAGUUCUGGUUACAACUAAACUAUUAGUUCUGUAAGUUUUUUUAUAACAGAGUUGGGACAGUACAUGUCGAAAUUAACGUGGAUUCUGUUUAAGAUAUUCAGCUUAGCCAAGCUCUAAUUAUUAAGGCACCAGUAGUGAAAGAUUUUUUUCGAAAGGUUACCUGAUACAACAUAUAUGUACUUAUAUGCAUAAAUGCGAUAUGCAAAUCGUUCUAAUGAUAAUUACAUUCUACAUAAAGUGAAGCUGGCAAGAAUCUGGUUAUAUGGACCCUUAGCCACUGUAAGGCACUCGACCCCAAUAUUAAACUAGAAAAUACGAUCUCAUCACUUUUAUACAAGUAUAAUAUUUUCCAGACUUGGCGAAAGAUGAAAAGUAACAUUGACCGGUGAAACGCAAAAUGAUAUAAGCGACAUUUGUUUUAAAAAAAAAUUAUCGAGUCAAAAAAGUUAACACGGAACCAUUAAUGGGUGUGACGCAAAAUGACAUAAGCGACAUUUGUUUAUAAAAAAAAUUAUCGAGUCAAAAAAACAGAAAAGUGUGCAGUAUUCAAAUAUGUAUAAAAUUCAAUGUCGCUUAAGCGAAUCUGAUCUAGAUUUUCACCCGUAGGUGUAAAAGGUUGUGGUCCCGAGUCGUUGCGACGCGUUUAGUUGUGAACGUAUGUGUAAACUAUAUACGGAUGAGUUGUCCGUAUGUUCUGUCUGCCCCUCUGGCGGCAGGUCGUGAUGCGUCAUCCAUUGCGUGAUGGCGCUUAAGAAGAAAUGUUGAGUUGCAAUUUUUUUUUAUUUAUUUCAGAUUUAAAGUUGGAGGUUUUUUUACAGUCAGAUAAUAUCGAACUCGCGUUUUAAAAAUUCUGUUCCAGUUUUAUCUAAAUUAUUAAUAAUUAAAUAAUUUUAUCCACCAUAACGCGUAAGCUGUGAAAAACAUGGAUCAAAGAGACUUAAACUAUAGGACAGACAUACUUGAUAAUAUAAUUGAAAUCCAAAAGAGGAAAAAUGCAACAUCAAACCAGGUCUAAAUCCUUGAGAGCGGACAGAACAAUACGGGCGAUAUAGUUAAAAAUUAUUUUAACGCUAAACGAACGUACAGUGCCAUUUGUGGGGAUAGUCGCGGGGCGGGCCUCGCCUGUGCGGGACAGUGGCUCGACUGGUUACUGGACUUGCGCGAGGCGGUGUGUUGAAUUGAUAUAUUCAUGAAUGUCGCAAGACUGACAUCAUUUCUGUCUGACGUCACGAUUGUUGUUUGAAAGUAGGAAUGAUUGUAAAUACUAUCAUGUGACGUUGAUUAUAAGAUCCCGUUGGUGUCCUUUGGGGUACGGGAGCUUAUAAUAAAAAGGUUAAUCGCGCUUUAUUAAAGGAUCUUUGUCGAUGUCGCAGAUCGAACUAAGAAAAAACAAUCAAUCAUGAAUCAAGAUAAUUUAAUUACCGCCUUUGCCGAGUCGCAGCCGCCGUCCCGCGUGCGCGAGGUGCGCACACGCAUCAAACUGAGCGCGAGAUUUUAAUUUAUCAUGUAUAUUAUUUAUAGUUAAGUGUAAAUAGUUAGUAUGUACGAGGUAUAUGUAUGUGUUAUGUAAACGGACUGUUUGUAUCGCGCAGUCGGUGAGUUAUUUAAUACAAAAUAUUUUUUUUGUAUCGACAUUUCAAAAUGGCGGCUAAUACGUAAAAGUGGUUGGGCGUCGGCGCAGACAGCAUAGAGUGACGCGUAUGUAACGUGUUGUGGGGGGUGCACUGCACAAUAUUUACAUACAGUUUUAGGGUCAUCCAUGAAUUACGUCACUCGUUAAAAGUUUCGUGACGUCACAUGGCAGUCUUCAGUAAAGAAACACAGGACGGUAAUGUUAAAUAUGAAUCUUAAAAAUACGUUUUAUUUCGGGUCAUACGAGGCUUGUAAAAAUGCAAAUCAUGUGACGUCACACUAAGGGGCGGUCACGUAAUUGUGACCACGUGGGACAAGGACCGGUGGAGGGGUAAAAAAAAACAUGAAAUUUGUGAGACGUAAUUUGUGGACGGCCCUGUUGACCAAUUAAUAAAAUAAGUUUCAUAUUAAACUACUGAAGAAUAAAGUAGGAAAUUAAAUUACAUAUUUACAUACAUACAUACAUAGUAUCACGCCUUUAUCCCAUAGGGGUAGGCAGAGACUAUAGAUUGCCACUUUGCACGGUCCUGGCAUACUUCUCGCGCUUCCUCAACCUUCAUUAAUCCUUUCAUGCAUCCCCUCCGGUUCCGGGUACUUUUGACCUGGCCUUUACUGAGAAUGUCAGAUAUCUGACAUUCGAAGGUUCGGUGCGGUCGACCCCUACCGGCUCUUCCAUCCAUAUUCGCCUAAACCCUCUUUGUCAGUCUUUUAUCAUCCAUCCUAUCGAAAUGCCCAAACCACCUUAGCAUACCCUUCUCAAUUUUUGUAACCACAUCCUCUGUCACUCCACACAUGACAUUAGAAUUUGAUAAUCACCUGCUUUGGGAGUGCGGUUACAGGCGUGAUCAAUAUAUCAAGUGUUCCGUUUCAAAUAAGUAUGUGUGGAGAAACCUUGGGCCUUAUUCUCUAUCCCGCACGUUAUUUUAACAGUGCGUAACAAGCACGUAACACAACGCGUCAUGUUUAGGACUAUAGAAAUUUGGCUUACAGAAUACCAUUCCACGCACAUUUCACGAAGAUAACAUGACAUGGCCGCGUUACGCGUUUACACUAUCAUACAGAAUAAGGGCCCUUGACGUUUGCGUUAUGCUAUGCUGUCUCGCAUGCGCCCCACACCUUACAGUGCUACAUUUUUUUAUACAAUGAUUGUGAUUUUGUAUAAAUUUACAAAAUGAACGUACGGCAUUCGGUUUCAUUUGCUUCCGUGGUUUGAUUAGAUAACCUUUAAUAAAAAUCUGCCUAAAGUGAAACCUCUUAUCCACCAAGUUUUAAUUCCAUAUGUCUGAGUGACUAGACUGCUUUGUAUUAGUAUUGAGUGUGGGUUGUAAAGCUCUCGUGUUGUCCACACGACAUGGUUGUGUCAUAGUGUAGACUAAGGAGUGUGCGUGAUUGAUAUAUUUAUUUAUUAACGAAUUUUAAUUGCAUGACUAAUAUUUAACAAUUUUUUUUUGAGACAGAUACGCAUUUUGUUAAUUGAAAGGGGAUAUGGCCUCCCACGGAAGCAAAUGAAACAAGAUUUUAUUUAUGUUAUUAUUUCCAAAUAUAAGAAUAAUUCAAAUAAUUGGGCAUGUAAGUUCCCAUAAGAUGCAAUUCAGAUAUUUUUUAUUUAUUUUUAUGCUUUAUAUGUAAUCCAAAUGUAAUAUAAUCACUGCCACAACACGUGGAAAUAGUAGAGUGAGAUAUAUGGGAGGCAGUACCCCCAAACAAAACUUAUGCAGCUAUGUUUAUUUUAAUAAUGGCAUGUACACUCGAGCAAUAAUGUCGCCCUGAUAGUCAGGGGCGGAGUUAGGAGUCGUUCGGCGGGGGCCGUGAUCCCCCGCCGGCCGGUUUGUGACCAUUCAUAUAGCAUUUAUAAUGUGAUCGUUAAUUUUUGUAAUGUGUAUACGCUGUAUCAACUAGGACAAAAUGUUCCGUUAGUUGUAAAAUAAAAUAUUGUAUGUUAGAUGGAGUGUGGAGCGCCACGAGCCUGUCCGAGGGCCAUUGCAGCCUCUGAAGCGAUUCCUGAACUAUAUUUAUACAUUAUAUUGGUAUCAGUUUGAAGAUCUAAAACGAAUUCAUGAACAAAGUGUAAAUCUCGAAAACAAUCUACAUUUACCGAAUAUCUUGUGAUGUGAGAAUAAUUUCGUACAAUAUUACGCAGUCCAGUCGAGAAUGGAAUCGUUUCGGAGCGAUUGCUGCUUGGUUCGACCCCCCAUAACUGAUUUCGGGACUGUUUUCUAUGGUAAAUAAUAAUAACAUACUGCGCAUGAUCAUGAAAUAUAAAUAUGUGUUUUCCGAAUGUUUAAAUAUCUAGUUCUCUUCAUAUUCCCAAUAAAUAUAGACUUAACAUUGCUGCUAAGAGGGAGAGAAUAUUACAAUUUAACUAUUAAUAUUAUAAUGUGGUGAAAAAUACUUUAGAAGUCAUCUCUACUGUUGACGUUCUGGGGUAUAUCAAAGCAGGUCGACAAAAUUGGCUACUUGACAGAUCGGGUAGGUAUUUUUCAAAUAAUUUACAAAAGAUAUGACUGAGAUUUUCCAUCUUAAAAAUGGCUGUCGCAGCUCAGUCAAGGAGUUGUCCGUGUGAUGUCCCCGUGCCUCGGAAAUCUAAACCCGUUGGUCCCGUGCCUGAUCUCUCUCCGGUCAUGUCGGAUUGUCUCACCGGACUAUGAGAGUCAAGGAACAGAGAGUGCUUGUGUGAGUAAAUUAUAAAAACAUUUUACUUCAUUGACUUGAAAUAUCGCGCGAAAA